UAGAAUCACAAAAAAAAGUGUGGUCAAAAUCCGUGGCACACCAACCUGAUCCUCCCCUGCAAGUCCUGCAAUCCGACCGCGCAAUGUGAGUCAUUUCAUGUCCAAUCAGUUUUUCGCCGAAAUGGAACAAAUUCACCGAGAAUUAGGUGACAUCGUCCGACAAAGAACAAUCUUCCUAUUAUCGGCAUAGUCGUAGUUAGUCAUAGCCAGCUAGAGAUAGCUCUCGUGAAGGGAUCAGUGAUGUUGCUGUCGUGGUAGGGGUAUCCACGGAGCGGACCAAACAACACUCAGUCAUCAGUGCUCUGAAGGAACUCGAAAAGAGUGGUUCGUGUCCUGUGAUCCCGGAAUUGUUUACAUGGAUAUAAAACUACGGAUCAAAUGAGUGGGAGAACAACCCAUGAUUAAAUGUGGAGGAAACAUGACGAGGAUGGGGUCAGCUUCUCAUAUUGGAGAAGUGAGAAGAUUUAGUAAAGGAAUUAGAUCGUCAAAGAAGAGCAUAUUGUAUUCGGAUUAUUACGACGAGGAUUCCAAAAAGGAUAACAAUUUAGCAAAUCAGCGUUCAAUAUCACUGGGUGCACUGCACCAAGGUGGCACCUUGGAACCUCGGAUGGCGCAACUUGAAACAUUAGAAGCCAAGAUGGCGAGUAUAGAGGUGUCAUUGUCGACGACGCCGAGGAGAAAGAAGUCUGGUAGCACAGCAAGCACGCCCGUGCCCCCGAUGCCUAUUGCCGUGCCAGCAAACAACAUCGCCAACAACCUCUUCAUCAACUCUCCAGUUGAGACGAACGGCACUAUCAUCAAUCCACCGGCUGUAAACGGCCACAAAGACAUCUCGAGGGAAUUGGACGGACUGCGGAUAGCAGCGUUUAAAGAAAAAGAAAACGUUCAUUGUUUAAAAAACGGCUGGAGUACCUUGGGAAGGCCAGUACAAAACGGGCUGAACGACAAAGAAAGAAAGGCAAUCCAGGACAAGAUGCUGAGGCUCAAAUCCGAACAGGAUUCGAAACGGCUGGCCAUCAAAAACAUCAAAAUCGCCCUGGACACCAUUGACAUAUCCGACAACAUCGACGUGAGAAUCCAGCAAGCUGAACUGGAGUAUCAACUUGGCAGGGAAGAGCUGAAUCUUUUGAGCAUUCUUGAAGAAAUAAGAAAUUUACAGGCAUGCCUCGAGGAAAACGUCGUCUCUCUGCAAACAAUAUUCAGCUACAUAGGUAAUUCAGCUGUUAGUCUGAUAGGUGUUGAACUGAUGUACGAUGCGAAAAGUCCUCAGUUUGGAGCUGGGCAAAGAGAAGAAGGUGCUCUGUAUAUAGAAUGGGCUGCUGAUGGAUCAGGACUUUGCAAAGGAGACAGGCUUUUGGAGGUCAAUGGUAAGCUAGUGGUCGGAAAAGGUAAAGAAGAUAUGUGCCGACUGCUCAGUGUGUCUCCAAGCCCGGCGCAGAUUGUUGUGAUGAGGAAGCACUCUCAACGACCCGAGCAGAUCAUGUCCCACCUCCAGGCUGAACUGUCUGUUGUAAAAGAAAAGGCUGGGGAGGCUGAAAGGACGAGGGACAGUUUUAGAAGUGAUAACCUCAGGUUAACCCAUAGGAUAUCCUAUCUCGAGGAACAGGUUGCAGAACUUCUUGAAAGGGCAAGGGAAAGUAAGGCUGCACCAAUGCCACAAGUUUUUCAGAAAGGAAAUCAAGUUGCACUUGUGGCCAACCUACCUGGACUUGAUAAAUCAGAACAACAGCUUCCAUCCCCACGCCCUAAGGCUAAUGAUGAAGUCAGGAGUACAAAAUCUGUCGAUGUUCUUAUAGAAAAGCCAAAAAGGAAAAAGGACCUUUCGCAAGAAAGGUGCACAAACUCUCUCAAUAUAGACACUGGUGUGCCUACGCGGAAGCAUAGGCAUCACCAUGAUCGUUCUACAGAUCACCUCCAUGGUGAGCAGAGGCAGAAGCACAUCAGAGAAGCAAGAUCCUCCCUUUUCGCCUUCAUGGACAAGAAGAGCUCCAAGUAUUCAGAUUUUGACUCUGAAUCAAGCUACAUACGUGAUGUUAGCAGCCACAACGACUGCAGUUCAGAGAGCUCGCUCAGAUAUUACAAAAAGCACGAUAAAAUUAGGCCAAUUCCACCCAAAAAACCAAUACGGCUGUCACUCCAUCGUGCAACGAGUCUCCAGUCCAUGGACAGUGAAAAAAAACCACUUAAACGCACCCACAAAGGAGAAGCUCCACCGAUCCCCAUGUCCAACGGACAGAUGUCAAACACGGUGAAAAGUGAUCAAAUCCUACAGUCAAAUGGGCACUGUAUAUCCAAUCAUACUUCAAACAGUCAUUCAGCUCACAUGAAUGGCCACCAUCAUCACAUAGAUGGAAAUUGGUGUUAGAUUUUUUUAAAUUAUGUGUAUAAUAAUUCUUAUAUGUAAAUAUAACUAUUCAAA
Cimex lectularius (bed bug) is the source of this 2419-nucleotide messenger RNA. RefSeq lists its product as uncharacterized. The record is from RefSeq and is a predicted model, not a curated record. Bases 398 to 2365 code for a protein of 655 amino acids. Lineage: Eukaryota; Metazoa; Arthropoda; Insecta; Hemiptera; Cimicidae. Gene Ontology annotation, molecular function: protein binding. The transcript has 11 exons.